Miscanthus lutarioriparius is the source of this 1617-nucleotide messenger RNA. Lineage: Eukaryota; Viridiplantae; Streptophyta; Magnoliopsida; Poales; Poaceae. The record is from the annotation of a GenBank genome assembly.
AUGGCGCUCGCCGCCAGCGAGGGGAAUCUUUCCCCGGCGCUGCCCCUGGCCACUCUGAUCGGCCGCGAGCUCCGCGGCGACGGCACCGAGCGCCCGCACGUGCGCUACGGCCACUCCGGCUUCGCCAAGCGCGGGGAGGACUACUUCCUCGUCAAGCCCGACUGCCUCCGCGUCCCCGGAGACCCUUCCUCCUCUUUCUCCGUCUUCGCUGUAUUCGACGGCCACAAUGGCGUGUCGGCGGCGGUGUUCAGCAAGGAGAAAUUGCUGGAGCACGUGAUGAGCGCCGUGCCGCAGGGCAUCUGCCGCGAGGACUGGCUACAGGCGCUGCCGCGCGCGCUCGUCGCAGGAUUCGUCAAGACAGACAUUGACUUCCAGCGCAAGGGUGAGACGUCAGGAACAACGGCGACACUUGUUGUCGUUGAUGGGUUCACGGUCACUGUGGCGUCGGUGGGAGACUCUAGGUGCAUUCUGGAUACACAGGGAGGCGAGGUCUCAUUGCUGACUGUGGAUCACCGGCUAGAGGAGAAUGCAGAGGAGCGUGAGCGCGUCACGGCGAGCGGAGGGGAGGUCAGCCGACUUAAUCUCUGUGGUGGACAGGAGGUCGGUCCUCUCCGAUGCUGGCCGGGUGGAUUGUGCCUUUCAAGGUCCAUUGGGGAUACUGAUGUCGGCGAGUUCAUCGUACCGAUUCCACAUGUCAAGCAAGUGAAGCUCCCAAACACUGGUGGAAGACUAAUAAUUGCAUCAGAUGGGAUAUGGGAUGCUCUGUCCUCCGAGAUUGCUGCUCAGGCGUGCCGGGGAUUGCCUGCAGAACUGGCUGCGAAACUUGUUGUUAAGCAAGCUCUGAAGACAAGUGGGUUGAAAGAUGACACAACAUGUGUGGUUGUCGACAUCAUCCCAUCUGAUCAUUGUUCAACACCACCAGCAUUAUCUCCAAAGAAAAAUCAGAACAAGUUGAGGUCUCUUAUUUUUGGUAGAAGGUCUCAUAGUUCUGUUGGAAAGCUCAGCAAAUCUGCUUCUUUGGGCUCUGUGGAAGAAAUAUUUGAGGAGGGGUCUGCAAUGUUGGAAGAAAGGUUGGGUAGAAAUUUCCCAUCAAAAGCAAAUCUGCCCCCAUUUCGCUGCGCAAUCUGCCAAGUGGACCAAGAGCCAUUCGAAGGUUUAAUGACGGACAAUGUAGGUGGCUGCUGCUCAGCCCCAUCAACACCAUGGGGUGGUCCAUACCUUUGCUCAGACUGUAGGAAAAAGAAGGAUGCGAUGGAAGUAUUUGGUAUUUUUUUUACUGGACUGGAUUUCCUUGUAUUUGUCGUCCUGUCCGCGAUCAUAUUGUUGCAACUGGGGUAUAUACCUGUAGGAACGAAGUACUGGUUUCCUGUUAAGUUGGGUGCCAUGAAUGCUGACAAGCUGGCCUCUUCUGAAUUUUUCCUUCCUGCAACCGUCCUUCAGCUAACGGUCGUACAACUGUCAAAUGUGUUAAGUACAAGAUUGAACACAUUUGUAGGACGCAAUAGGUCCACCAUUUUAGUGUGGUUCUGGAAACGUUGGGACAACUUGGAACUCAUCAUUCACGCCAGCUACCUUGGCCUGAAUAACCGAACUGCUGAACGAUUUCCUCGUAGCUGA